AUGUCCUGCUUCCUCGCCGGGCAGCGCCGCCUCAACCCCUCCAUCGUCUCCAAGGCCCUCACCCAGACGCGAACCAAAACACACCGCGCGUCACCGUCUUCCCUCUGGCUGUCGCGCAACCAUCUUAAACUCCAACCCACUGUCCCCCCUCCCUUGCCUCCUUCCUAUCCCAUGCGCGUCAUCCUCUCAGACGGCUCUGUAAUUACCGCAUACACCACUGCCCCUACCCCCUCCACAAAGAAACUCACACGAGAUGUGAAUAACAACCCUCUAUGGUCACCUGCGACUGAGAAGAAGGGCUUGGGUGAGGGCGACGAGGGCAGAGUUGGAAAGUUUAGAAACAAGUUCAAGGGACUUGGCGGGGAUAUUGUGGGAGGGCUGGAUAGUCAGGAUGAGGUGGCGGGCGCAGCGGGUGGCUUUGCUCUGGAGGAUCUGGAUUGGAUGAGUGAGGGUGCCGAGGAAGAGAAGCUGUCAGAAAAGCAAAGAAAUCCCGUCAAGGCGAAAGGAAAGAAAGGGAAGAAGUAG
Messenger RNA from Cryptococcus amylolentus CBS 6039, 525 nucleotides. RefSeq lists its product as hypothetical. Lineage: Eukaryota; Fungi; Basidiomycota; Tremellomycetes; Tremellales; Cryptococcaceae. Gene Ontology annotation, biological process: mitochondrial translation. The transcript has a single exon. Gene Ontology annotation, molecular function: structural constituent of ribosome. Bases 1 to 525 code for a protein of 174 amino acids. Gene Ontology annotation, cellular component: mitochondrial large ribosomal subunit. The record is from RefSeq and is a predicted model, not a curated record.